Messenger RNA from Penicillium subrubescens, 1692 nucleotides. RefSeq names its product GMC family oxidoreductase. NCBI's taxonomy places the organism in Eukaryota, Fungi, Ascomycota, Eurotiomycetes, Eurotiales, Aspergillaceae. The coding region runs from base 1 to 1692 and encodes 563 amino acids. The transcript is spliced from 2 exons. Gene Ontology annotation, molecular function: oxidoreductase activity, acting on CH-OH group of donors; flavin adenine dinucleotide binding. The record is from RefSeq and is a predicted model, not a curated record.
AUGUCUCCACAAGAUGGUGCCCGUUUCGACUUCAUUGUCGUUGGUGGUGGGACCGCAGGCAAUAUAGUUGCCUCCCGGCUGGCGGAGAACCCUGACGUUCGCGUUCUCAUUGUCGAAGCUGGUAUAGCCACUUCUAAAGACAAUGAAGAGAUCCGAACCCCAGGACUUGCUAUGGAAUUGCGAGGCUCCCAAUAUGACUGGGCCUUCAAGACCACUAUGGUUAAGCGUGACGACUACGAGCGCGUUGAGAAGCCUAAUACGCGCGGCAAGGCCUUGGGUGGUAGCUCUUCCCUGAACUACUUCUCCUGGGUUCCUGGAUCUAAGGGAACCUAUGACCUUUGGGAGAAAUAUGGUGGAAAAGAGUGGACCUGGGAACCUCUUGUCCACUACCUUCGCAAAAGAGGCCCUAUUCCAAUUGCGCACGCCGAUUUGAUCCCUGAGAUGAAGGGCUUCCGUGAGCUGCUCACGAAGGCCUGGAAGUCUACUGGAGAGCCUAUCACCGAAAAUAUCUUUGACGGUGAAAUGCGUGGCCUUGUGCAUAGCGUCAAUACAAUCUACCAUGGUCGCCGGUCUGGUAGUUUCCUUGCGCUUGACGGAAAAUCCAACAUCACUAUUUUACCCGAGGUCCACUCUAAGUCUCUUAUUAUCAAUCGCGCCGAUCGGACCGUAAAGGGUAUCACUGUGAUUACCUCUUCCGGUCAAGAAUUGAACUUUUAUGCUGAACGCGAAGUUAUCGUAUCCCAGGGUGUGUUCGAGACCCCGAAGCUUCUUAUGCUUAGUGGUAUUGGACCGGCUCAGGAACUGAACAAGCAUAACAUUCCCGUUAUUGUCGACUCCCCCCAUGUUGGCCAACAUCUGCUUGACCACCCUGGUGUUCCAUUCGUUCUUCGUCUUAAAGAUGAGUUCUCUAUGGAUAGCCACGUCCUCCGUCAAGGCAAACUUCGCGACCAAGUCCUGUCCACUUAUUCGAAGGGUCACGCCGGUCCUAUGGGCUCUCCCUUCCUAGAACUGAUUGGUUUCCCUCGGAUUGACUCAUAUCUCGAGAAGUCGCCGGAGUAUCGCAAGGCUAAGGCUGCGAACAAUAACCUUGAUCCAUUCUGCCCACAAGGACAACCGCAUUUCGAGCUCGAUUUCAUUCCCCUGUUUGGUAGCGCGUUCCAGUGGCACUUCCCCCAUCCCUUGAAGGGCAGUUACAUGACAGUUAUGGUUGACCUUGUCCGGCCUGUUUCUGAAGGUGGCGAGGUGACCUUGAACAGCGCGGACCCCCUUCAGCAGGCUAAUAUUAACCUUAACUACUUCAGCAAUGAUCUCGAUAUCAUCGCUAUUCGCGAAGGUAUCAGAUUUACCUAUGAUGUUCUGAAGAACGGCGAAGGAUUUAAGGAUAUCGUUGAGGAUGACUAUCCCUGGGAUAUGCCGCUCGAUGAUGAUGAAGCCAUGAAGAGAACUGUUCUCGACCGUUCCCAGACUUCCUUCCACCCUUGCGGAACCGCUCGUCUUUCCAAGGACAUCAAACAGGGUGUUGUUGACCCUGGUCUCAAGGUGCAUGGAAUUCACAACCUCCGCGUCAUUGACGCUUCUGUUAUCCCCGAGAUCCCGGAUUGUCGUAUUCAGAACACCGUUUACAUGAUCGGUGAGAAGGGUGCUGAUGCCAUCAAGCGUGACCACGCGGAUCUCUACAAAUUGGGGUCCUAG